AUGGCCACGCUCUACACCAUUCGAUCCUCUCCAGGUGAAGGGCUUGGCUCCUUUGCAAAGGAGAACAUCGCCGCCGGUACCCUCAUACUCCGAGAGGCACCUCUAUUCAAUGUCCACGAGCCUCGCAACAAUGCUUCCGUCACCAGCAAAUUCUCACUCCUCACUCCGACUCAACGCCAAACUUACCUCUCGCUCCAUGCCCAGGAUCCUUCUGCAUGCGGCGACGCCCUCGUGAUUGACAUUUUCAACUCCAACGCCUGGCAAACCGGAUCCCGCACGUCCAUCUGUCCCUUGGCAGCACGGUUCAACCAUUCCUGUGUUCCCAAUGCCAAGUUUGCUUGGAAUCCACGAUCUAGUCAGAUUACCGUGCAUGCCGUUGUCGCUAUACCAGCGGACACACAGAUUUUCCUAAGCUACGAAAGACCCUACCAAAUGAAGGAGGGGCGACAGGAAAAACUUUCCUCGGCCUAUGGCUUCACGUGUGCUUGCUCAGCAUGUGAUGCUACUAAUGUGGCGAGUGACGUUAGACGAGCACGGUUGGCGACCUUGGACUCGAGGAUUCGAUCUGAAAAGCGGCAAUUGUGGAAGGCUCAUUGGCCGCGCCACGCCCUAGAGAUGAUAAGCCUACUCAAGAAAGAAGGCAUUUUGGGAGAGGCCUUGGGCUUAGCCUAUCACGAUGCUGCCUUGGGUUGGAAACGUUAUGGGCGUCUAGACUUGGCCAGGAACUGUGCAGCGAUGGAACUAGAGGUCGUGAUUAAUUGCUUUGGACCUGAUUCGCCUUGUGUAGAUGCCACACAACUAUUCUUGCAAGAAUUGAAGCAAGAUGGUCUAGCAACCCUAGAAUAG
Plenodomus lingam JN3 is the source of this 846-nucleotide messenger RNA. RefSeq lists its product as uncharacterized. Lineage: Eukaryota; Fungi; Ascomycota; Dothideomycetes; Pleosporales; Leptosphaeriaceae. The record is from RefSeq and is a predicted model, not a curated record. Gene Ontology annotation, molecular function: protein binding.